This is a messenger RNA of Osmia bicornis bicornis, 3725 nucleotides long. Its product is annotated as golgin subfamily A member 1. NCBI's taxonomy places the organism in Eukaryota, Metazoa, Arthropoda, Insecta, Hymenoptera, Megachilidae. Gene Ontology annotation, cellular component: Golgi apparatus. The transcript has 8 exons. The record is from RefSeq and is a predicted model, not a curated record. Bases 283 to 2448 code for a protein of 721 amino acids.
UACUUACGUGACUAGGCAGUAUGGCAGUCGGCUCAAUCGGCUGCUUGUGAUAUAUGGUUCGGUUGUGCGUAAAGUUAUCGUCGCCGCGUAUUCACCGAUGUUUUCACGAUGACUCAAUCAAGUCGAACCGUGUUUCAGCAGUAAAGAAUGAAUUAUUGGUAUAUUCUUCUUUUACUCUGCUGAUUUUAAUAUUGCUCCAAUUAGUGGCUCCAAAGUCAGCACAUUGACAUUGACAGGUGGUAGUUGUCAUUUUCUGGUCGCAUCGUUGGAGGUUAUAGCACCAUGUUUGCAACGCUAAAGAAUAAAAUAAGAGAAGAAAUAGGGAGUGACGUGUCAACUGUCGUUAGAAAUGCCGGCAAUGUGCGUGGUAUCAAUUCAAGGCAUAUGUCUCAGACGGGAUCCACAAGUAGCAUUAGUGGAUCUCAGCUUUCAUUAGAUGGUUCUCGAGAAGAAAAUGCAGCAUCACCUUCUCCACCUAUUUCUUUAAAAAAAGACAAUAGUUUUGAUCUGAAAUUGAAUGAUGGAAUGCAACUUUCUGCCAAAGAUAUUAAAAAAUUUGAAAACAGAGAAGAUGAGUGGCGGAAAAGAUUAGCCAAAAAAGAAGCAGAGAUGCUAAAAAGAAUGGAAAAGAAGGAAGAAGAAUGGAAAGUAAGACUUCUUGAGAGAGAAAAAGAAUGGAAGAAAGUUGUUGAAAAACAAGAAAAGGAGAAAAGCAGAUUAGAAGAGGAACUACAAAAUAUAGAACGCACAAAACAGUCAUUGGAAUUAUCUUUAAAAGAUGCUGAAGAAUAUAAAAAGAAGUUGUAUAGUUUUCAAGAAGAUGCAGAACAGCUAGAAGGUUUCCAAACCCAAGAAAUGGCAAAAAUAAAGCAUUUAUUGUUGGCCAAAGAACAAGAAGUGGACGAGAAAACGCAUCAUUUAAAAGCAGCUACUGGAGAAAUUGACAGUUUAAAAAGUGAAGUUUCACGACUAAGAAGAUAUGAAGAUGAGUUGAACAAUGUGCAGGAUGAAAUGGAAACAUUACGCCAUUCUACUCAGCGAGAGAGAGCUCAACUUUCCUGUCAACUAGCACAAACCGAAGAAGAAGUUCGUCAUCUAAAGGACAAAGUUUUUGUGUUAGAACAGAGAAUUGCUUUAGAGACUAAUGAUCAAGUGACGGUUGAUGAAAGAAUAGCUGAUCUGAUGAGAGAAAGAGCAUUGUUAGAAAGGAAGUUGGAGGAAGCACACCUUCAUCUAUCCGAUAUAAAGACUAGUUGGUCAGGGAAAAUAUCCAGUUUAGAAACACAAGUUGGAAGGCUUAGUAGACAGGCUGGUGAGGAAGGUUUAGAGAGAAGACGAGUUGAAGAGGAAAGUGAGAAAUUGAAGCAAAGGAUCAAGCAGCUAGAAGCUGAAAUAGAGGUGAACAAUGUUGUCAUGGCGACGAAAGACGCCAAGCUUUUGCGCAUGGCAGAGGACAUCGACGAGAUGGCCACGGAACUAAAAGAGCUCCGGGCCAGCGUCGAUGAUGAGGUGGAAGAGUUUAAGCGGCAAAUUGAAUCAUCAUCUAAGGAGAUCUCUGAAUUGAAGCAAAAUCUAACAGAAACUACGACGAAGCUUACAGCUAUUACUUCUGAAUUAGCACACGUUCGUUUAUCUUUGGAAGGUGAACGAACAAAUAAUUCCUCCUUACACCUAGAGGUAGCUCGCUUAAGAGAAGACUUAGAAUCAGAACGAACAUCAUCAGCAACUUUAAGGGUGUGCUUAGAGAAGGAAAAAGGUGAAAAGGACUCUGCUUUAUUGAGAAACGCUCAGGUUUCUCAGGACAUUGAAAUUGUGAAACAGGAAAAUCGUCGUCAAGAAGUGGAGAAUGCAGAGUUACAAAAUAGGAUAGAAACUUUAGAAAACAAUUUACAGAAUAAAAGCAAGGAAGUUGAACAAGCAAUGGCAACGUUAGAAGAAACUAAGAAGCGAAUGUUAGAAUUAGAAGAAGUAGAACGAAACAGAGAGAAAAUUGAGAAAAAUGAAAAAGUUUUGAAAAGUAGUUUAUUGGACUUAGAGGAACAACUAAACGAGAAGACUAAGACAAUUAAGGUUUUACAACAACGGCUAACAGACAUGAAGAAGACCCUUCAUCGAGAGUUAAGAGUCCCAUCUUCUUCGCUGGACAGUGAUGCUGAACCUUCUGCUGCAAUUCUCAAGCCUAGCUCGUCAAAAACAAUCACUGCCAGACACACCACUACAAGAGAGGAUGACGUUAACUUCAAAUAUCUUAAACAUGUUCUCAUAAAGUUCCUAACAAGUAGGGAAUAUGAGGCUCUUCAUUUGACAAGAGCAGUUGCCACUCUUCUACAUUUCUCCCCGGAAGAGGAACGAUUGUUGCAAGAAACCUUGGAAUGGAAAAUGUCAUGGUUCGGUACCCGGCCUAAUUUAGGUUUUGGUCAGACUGCCAAAGCUAUACCGCCUAGCUGAUAGCUGCAACAAAUUUCCUUUUCUAUAGGUAUCAUAAAAGUGGCCACUGAUUCGUGGUUAAAGUCGAAGAAUUGGAUUGUGUCGAUAAUUGAUCGCACAUGAUCAAAAAGAUUAGCAAAGGAAACAGUGAUAGGAAAGAUUUAUAAGCUAGAAGUUUCAUAAAUUUUGUAAUAUAUUUAGCAUUUAUAAAACACAUAUAUAAUAUAAUUUAUUCACGAAAGCUAUAGCGAGCUUCGAAAACUUGCAGUAUAUUAUUGUGUAGCAUCAAAUAUUAUUUAGAGAAAAAUUUAUAAGUUGGGGAUAAAAAGGAAAAUCUUUAACAUUCAUCGUGUGUAAUGGCAUUGAGGAUAAAGAGACAAGAUGCAUAAUAUUGAUUCAGAAGUGAGUCACGAUACGUGAUUGUUUUCGUAUGCAAAUACUAUACAUACGUAACUUUGCAAUAUUCAAUACGCAAGAAUUAUAUCCAAAUUCAUUUAUUAUAUGUAUGUAUACGAUCAUAAAAUGAGAGCAAGGACUUCGGUCAUCAAAAGGUAUGUUUAAUUUUUUAUUUUCUGAUGUAAUACUUUUAUACAUAAAAAUUAUUCUAUCGUGCAUUUUUUUACCUGACCUAUUGUAUGCUUAAUUAAAGUACAUUAACAUCAUUUAAAUUGUUGCAUCAUCGUUCUAUGAUGUGAGCAACUUAGGAUUCUUUGGAAGUGUUCAAAUAUUCUUUAAACAUGGCUGCAGGUCGGUUAUAAAUAAUAAAAGCUUCGUUGGUCACGGAGCUAGAUGUAUAAUUGCCAUAAUUAUUAUUUGUGAUAUGAACAUUGCAUUUGUAUCAUGUUCAUGUUUGUAAAUAACAUAGUAGUGUCUCUGUAGGUGGUAAUCAAAAUACACGAAAAAUAGAAUGAUUUUUUAGAAAGAAUGAUUCAAUCAACUUGUAUCUAGUAACCGAGUCAAAUGAUUGUCUUUUAUCUGUGGUAUUUAUUUUAUGAAGUUUAUGUAAUUAUUUUAAUGAUAAUGAUAAAAUUAUAUUGACAGUAAAAAUUUAUAAUUAUAAGCGGAGAGUAUCAACGUAUUGCUGUACCGCAUUUAGAUAGAUAAAUGUACAUGAAAAAAAGAAACCAUUUAUUUUUCAUGUGCAAAUUAUUUAAGAGCGCGAAUAUUUUUGUUCAUCGAUUAUUACUUAUUUAUUACAGUAUUUUGUGAAUGUAAGACUGUACUUAGACUUCAAUAUUCGAUAUUUCAAGUUGAUGCAAUUAUAUCAAUUAAAUAAAUUCUAAAAAUAUUUCAGCUCA